AGAGGGGGCAAAGGAGAGAGGCCAUAUGAAACCAGCAGAGCAUAAGCCACGCUUUAUCCUGCCAGUCUGUCCCGCUCUGCGAGCACAGGAAACACGCGACUCCCCCAGCCCUCACUCACUCAUUCAUCACGCUCUUUCACACACUUCUACAGACACACACACACAGCGGCUCACAAAGGACUGGAGGAUGGCUGUGUCCAUGAGAAGAAUGAAUGGGUCCUGGAGAGGGAUGGCUCUAGCCCUGGUUCUCUGUACUCUGCUCCUACACAAUGAAGUUCACUGUCAAGAUUCCAUUGAUACACCUUAUACAUCCGAUGCCAAAGAUUCCCCGGGCGCUGCACCCACAGACGCCCCAGGUGCUGCACACACAGACGCCCCAGGUGCUGCACCCACAGACACCCCGGGUGCUGCACCCACAUACACCCCGGGGGCUGCACCCACAGACGCCCUGGGUGCUGCACCCACAGAUGCAACAGGAGUCGCAGCCCACGCAGACGACACUCAAGGUACUGAUGCCACCAUCGAACCCCAAACCCCUGUUGACGACAAGGCCACCACUGUCGCUAACUCCACAGCUGACAACACUUCUGGGACCAGUACUCCAGUACCAGACCAGGACACUACCUUCACUCCAGUACCAGACCAGGACACUGCCUUCACCUCCAUGGUGCCAGAUCAUGACCUCUUAGCCACAGGUGACACCUCUGGCACCACAGCUGGACCUGGUGUCGACACACAGGGCACUGAAGCUACUGAUGACCCGGGCGCACCUGCUGUGCAUCAGGCCCCUGUUUUUGUUCUUCCCACUGUUGAGUGUGUGGACAAGGAGGCAGUGAAGGACAAGGACACAGUCAAGGUGGAGCUUUCUUCAGAAACUAGCUGUUCAGUGACCAAGAGAAUCAUGGAGGAUUCGGCCUGGUGCACAGGAGACUGCAACCUUAAACUGUUCCAGGAGGAGAACUCUAACACACUGGUUCUGACACGCUCUAAUGGUGGAGUCAAAGAUUUGUCAGAGAGCCUGAACAGCCAAGACAUCAAGGACCAGCUGGGUGUGGUGAAGGCAGCUCCUCAGGGGGGUAAACACUCUUCCACCGUGUUGGUGUCUCUGCUCAUCAGUGGCCUGCUGCUGGCUGCUGUCCUCAUCGGAGGCUACUGUCUGAAGAAACACUGCAGACACAACGCCAAGGGCAUGAGGCUGGCUGAGGAUGCGUACCCAGUGGAUGAGGAGAACCAGGGGAACACCCUGGUGUCUGUGGCGCCUCUCAACCCCCUUGAGACCCGGGAGAAGCCCGCUAACGGGGAUUCCCAAGAGGCUGCCAAGACCCAGCCCCCUCCCACCAACGGCCACUCCACCGCCAACUUGGCAGACACAGAGCUGUGAAGACCCCACUAGAACCCCUGGAGAAGAAUGAAACUUACCCCUCCAUCCCUCCAACACCAACCCUUCCCCUCAGAACAUGGCAGAACUCCAGCGACCCCCAUCCUACAGUGGACAUCAAGGACAAAAGCUGCCCCUCAUAACCCCAAUAUAAACACUCCUUCAGACUCUCCAUGUCCCCCACUUCUGCUACAUACAACUCCAUGGUAAAGACAGAUAAGAUUGAUGAUAAGGCUUGAUACUAAUGUGAAUGAUGAUGAUGAUGAUAAUAAUGAGGCCGAGGGCUGUAUCCCUGUCCCUUGGAUGCUUUCGUCAUUCAGGCCUGGAGGUUGGGCCGAGGCAGGACUGGGUGGGGAGGGUUUUACGUUGUUAAUCACCACUGGCUCCAAGAUGGCGGCUGGGGUCUCAUCAACCACGCCAUGUGCCCUGCCUGCACGUCAUCAGGUUUAAAGCUUCCUUCCAAAAGUCCGUUAACCAUAAAUAGAAGUAAAGCUUCACGUUCAAUUCAAAUUGGUCCUUAGACCUUAGUUGAUCGCAAAAAAAUAGCAAAAAAAAAGUAACAUCCUUAAAUCUGUUUACAAAGUUCUGAGUGGAAUAAAGGAGCGCUCUGAGCUUGUUUGUUCAUCUUUGUGCAUGCUUGUGUGUUUGUGCUUGUUUUUUUUGUGUAUGGGUGUGUAUUUGAGCUAGCAAUUUUGUGUGCGCAAGACUGUCUGCGUGCAUGUUUUUUGCGUGUGUGCGCCAGCUAUACAUUUUUUUUUCUUUCUCAAUUUUGUAAAAUGAGUAGACAAGGUGAAGGCUCCCCAGUAGUGGUGAGGAGAGGGGUCCUCUUUUGGCGCUUAAUCUCACUGCCAAUCUGUAGGAGACGAAGCAGGAAAUAGUCUCCCCUUCAUUACUGCAAGCUGAACCCAGAUCAGCCAAUGGUCUGACAGGAGGUAGAAAAAGAAGAUCCACACCGUGUCACCAUGGCAACUGCUGAAAACCACCCCAGACUGAUAAUGUCUGGGUCACAGUGUAGUGUGUAUAUAAAGAGGUCAGGUGUGCCAAUCCUUUCAAAUAAGUCAGUAUUAUGAUAUUUUCAAUACCUUUUGUAAUGGUAUCGAAUUAGACACUUAAUACAUACAGUAUUAUAUUGAACAAUGUUAUAUAAUAUGCUUCUGUUUUAUGUUUUUGUGACUCUUGUGUACUCACACUUGCUUUGUUCUAAGCCACAGAAAUCAUUUUCACCAGCUUGCCAUGCAGACAUUCUGUAUAGGAAGGAGUGAUCAUACACAGAAAUCAUUUUCACCAGCUUGCCAUGCAGACAUUCUGUAUAGGAAGGAGUGAUCAUACACAGAAAUCAUUUUCACCAGCUUGCCAUGCAGACAUUCUGUAUAGGAAGGAGUGAUCAUACACAGAAAUCAUUUUCACCAGCUUGCCAUGCAGACAUUCUGUAUAGGAAGGAGUGAUCAUACACAGAAAUCAUUUUCACCAGCUUGCCAUGCAGACAUUCUGUAUAGGAAGGAGUGAUCAUACACAGAAAUCAUUUUCACCAGCUUGCCAUGCAGACAUUCUGUAUAGGAAGGAGUGAUCAUACACAGAAAUCAUUUUCACCAGCUUGCCAUGCAGACAUUCUGUAUAGGAAGGAGUGAUCAUACACAGAAAUCAUUUUCACCAGCUUGCCAUGCAGACAUUCUGUAUAGGAAGGAGUGAUCAUACACAGAAAUCAUUUUCACCAGCUUGCCAUGCAGACAUUCUGUAUAGGAAGGAGUGAUCAUACACAGAAAUCAUUUUCACCAGCUUGCCAUGCAGACAUUCUGUAUAGGAAGGAGUGAUCAUACACAGAAAGUACUUGUAGCUUCUUUUUGUUUUUCAUUUUAUGUCAUACGAAUUCUGAGGUUAAGGUAUUGUUUGGGUCUCUUUUAGUGUGUCUGAAACAUGUCUUUAGCCUAGUUGCCCAUAUACGCAGGUAGCCUAGUGAUGAGAGUGUUGGACCAGUAACCGAAAGUUUGCUAGAUCGAAUCCCCGAGCUGACAAGGUAAAAGAAAUCUUGUCGUUCUGCCCCUGAACAAGGCAGUUUAGCCACUGUUCCUAGGCAGUCAUUGUAAAUAAGAAAUUUGUUCUUAACCGAGUUGCCUAGUUAAAAAAUAUACAUGUUGCGCAAAUGCUUGGCAAUACAUUUCAGCAGAACUGCAUUUAAAACACAGCCCAAUCCAUUGUUUAAAAGUACACUCUGCAUGCAUAGCAGGGUGAUUUCUUGUUUAUAGACCUCUACAAGUAGAUGAAUUCAUAUAGUCUACCCUUAAAAUCAGGAACCAAGAGGAAUGUUACGAUUGCCAUUAUGCAUAACAUUACAUCACUGUUUUUGUUUUAUCUAACUGGAGGAAUUUGCCAUUUAAAAAAAAAAACAUUUGAGCACAUAAGUGUUACCUUACUUUCAUUUCUACUUUUCAGAAAUGUUCUAUAUUUUUAACAUCCCAAAAUUACUGUUAAUUCUACUAGCAUCAUAAAUUUCAAGAAUGGAAAUUGGAAAAUAAAAGAAUGUUUUUAUAAAGUUGA
Molecule: messenger RNA, 3913 nt
Organism: Oncorhynchus kisutch (coho salmon)
Lineage: Eukaryota; Metazoa; Chordata; Actinopteri; Salmoniformes; Salmonidae
Gene: cd34
Product: CD34 molecule
Exons: 9
Coding region: 26-1381 (451 amino acids)
Biological process (GO): cell adhesion
Cellular component (GO): membrane
Source: RefSeq, a predicted model, not a curated record